This is a messenger RNA of Porites evermanni, 1952 nucleotides long. NCBI's taxonomy places the organism in Eukaryota, Metazoa, Cnidaria, Anthozoa, Scleractinia, Poritidae. The record is from the annotation of a GenBank genome assembly.
AUGUGUAAUGAACAUGACACAUCGGAACAAUACUAUCUACAGAGGUCCACGAAAUUAUGCGGAAGAAAUCUCCACCUACGACAACAAAAUAACCGCAGCAAAUCUUACAGUAACAAAGCUUCAUCUCCGCCUCUUGUUAAUGGGCAUACAAAUCAUUUUAGUCUAACAGGGGAUGGUUGCUAUGAGAAUGGUCAUGAAGAUAAUGACGGAGUAGAAAAAGAUAAAAAUUCUAGUGACACAAGCAGAGUUCUUGUAAAUAGUGUUGCACCUGCAGAUUUUUCGUUUGAUGAAGACAACGGUAACAGUGAUAAUGCUGUCGGCGAAAGUAACGGAAGUGAAAACAACGAUCGGUACUAUGUCUUGAAUUACGACAGCAGUAAGGAUGCUGAAUGUCAAACUGGUGGUGCUAAUGAACUAGGCGAUAGGCACGGGCACGAUGUUGAUGGCAAUGAUGACGCUAACGUAGGCAAUACUAAUGCUGACCAUGAUGAUGAUAAUGAUGGAGCCAAUGCUGCUUCUACUGUUGAAAAUGACGGUGAUAGUGAUGAAGAUGGUGAUAAUGGCUGCAGUGGAUAUCACAACCCUCACCACCUCCACCAUGCUAGACACGAACAUAGUGAUGGUGGGGGUGGUGAGGGUAAUACUGUUCGCAGUGGUGACAGGUAUAAUGAUAAAGACCGUGGUAACCGCUGGGAGUUUAUUGGAAAUAGCAACUUUGAUUAUGAAAAUAAAAAUGAUGAUGCUGAAUCCGAAGUCGUUGUGGCCAAAUCAAGCUCGUUACCUGUUGAAAGCCUUGUACCAGGGAACAGUUUCAAAGAUUUUAAAUCAGCUACCAAGGACACCAAACUUAGCUUACCAGUUAACGCUGGCUUGGAUGACCAAGUCAAAUCUCGGACAAUCGGAACUACAGCGGGGGACAACAAUGGUAACAAAAAGCCGCCGGGGGCUAGAGUGAAAACGUUGCUUACGAGUAAUGAGCACACUGCAAAGGUACCUACGACGAAUUAUCCAACAAGCCUAGGAUCAAAGACUUCGUCACUGAGGUUACCUCGAGUAAAUGGGGCGGAAUUAAAUUACUUUUACAACAGCAGAAUACCAUCCCUAGAUGCGACAGGUAUUAAUCAAAAUUUCCUUGCGCGACAUACGACAGAUCAAAGUCUACAACAUGCCUCACAGCCUAGUGAUUUUAAACAAACGAGAGAAUUGACUCCACCCACGGAUUGGCCCGUAUGGAGUCUAACACCUCCUCCAAUGACUGAAACAAAUGAUUUGAGACAUCGAUGGCCUCUGUCAAGUUUACUGCACCCUUCCGUCGUCAGUUAUCAAACUGGGAGACAAAGUAGCUGGAAUGAUGAGCCACCUGCAUCAAGGUUACCUACAGUAAAAUCGCAUACGCCCAAGGCCACUGCAACAGUCACGGAGUUGCAGCCUAGUGCGAGUGUAACAUCUUGGAGUGUACCUUCAUACAGCUAUCAAUCCAGUGUGUUGCCUGAAAACGGGCAAGAACGUUUCCUGGAGCCUUACACACCCAAUUCGUUUACAGAAAACCGAGAACAUAUUCAUCCUGUGACUUCAUCUGAAAUAUCUCCCUUAAGGAGAGAGGAUCAGGGAAAUGGUGCUUUGGCAUUAUCACCUGAGUUCCCGGAUGACCCCUCACUUGCCGCACUAGAACGCAAGGUGGUGGAGGCAUGUGCAGUAGUUGAAAGGGUUAUGAAAGAACGCGAAGAAAGAACAAAAGCGCAGCGUGAAGCAGCGCGAAAGAAAAGAGAGAUGAGAGAACAAAGAGAAAGAGAGGCAAGAGAAAUGAGAGAAAGAGAAUGGAGAGAAAGAGAAGAGAGAGAAAGGAAAGAAAGAGAAGAAAAAGAAAGGGAAGAGAGAAAAAUGAGAGAAAGACAAGAGAGAGAAAUAAGGGAAAGAGAACAAAGAGACAGGAGCGAACAGAUAGAAAAUGA